AUGUCCGAAGACUGCACAGACGUGGACGAGUGCGCGGACGGCUCGCACGGGUGCGCGGCGGAGGCGACGUGCACCAACACGGCGGGCGGGCACACGUGCACGUGCAACGCGGGCUACACCGGCGACGGCACGACGUGCACGGACGUGGACGAGUGCGCGGACGGCUCGGACGGGUGCGCGGCGGAGGCGACGUGCACCAACACGGCGGGCGGGCACACGUGCACGUGCAACGCGGGCUACACCGGCGACGGCACGACGUGCACGGACGUGGACGAGUGCGCAGACGGCUCGCACGGGUGCGCGGCGGAGGCGACGUGCACCAACACGGCGGGCGGGCACGCGUGCACGUGCAACGCGGGCUACACUGGCAAUGGCACGACGUGCACGGACGUGGACGAGUGCGCGGACGGCUCGCACGGGUGCGCGGCGGAGGCGACGUGCACCAACACGGCGGGCGGGCACACGUGCACGUGCAACGCGGGCUACACCGGCGACGGCACGCCGUGCACGGACGUGGACGAGUGCGCGGACGGCUCGCACGGGUGCGCGGCGGAGGCGACGUGCACCAACACGGCGGGCGGGCACACGUGCACGUGCAACGCGGGCUACACCGGCGACGGCACGACGUGCACGGACGUGGACGAGUGCGCGGACGGCUCGCACGGGUGCGCGGCGGAGGCGACGUGCACCAACACGGCGGGCGGGCACACGUGCACGUGCAACGCGGGCUACACCGGCGACGGCACGACGUGCACGGACGCGACGUGCACCAACACGGCGGGCGGGCACGCGUGCUCGUGCAACGCGGGCUACACCGGCAACGGCACGACGUGCACGGACGUGGACGAGUGCGCAGACGGCUCGCACGGGUGCGCGGCGGAGGCGACGUGCACCAACACGGCGGGCGGGCACGCGUGCACGUGCAACGCGGGCUACACCGGCGACGGCACGACGUGCACGGACGUGGACGAGUGCGCGGACGGCUCGCACGGGUGCGCGGAGGCGACGUGCACCAACACGGCGGGCGGGCACACGUGCACGUGCAACGCGGGCUACACCGGCGACGGCACGACGUGCACGGACGUGGACGAGUGCGCGGACGGCUCGGACGGGUGCGCGGCGGAGGCGACGUGCACCAACACGGCGGGCGGGCACACGUGCACGUGCAACGCGGGCUACACCGGCGACGGCACGACGUGCACGGACGUGGACGAGUGCGCAGACGGCUCGCACGGGUGCGCGGCGGAGGCGACGUGCACCAACACGGCGGGCGGGCACGCGUGCACGUGCAACGCGGGCUACACUGGCAAUGGCACGACGUGCACGGACGUGGACGAGUGCGCGGACGGCUCGCACGGGUGCGCGGCGGAGGCGACGUGCACCAACACGGCGGGCGGGCACGCGUGCACGUGCAACGCGGGCUACACCGGCGACGGCACGACGUGCACGGACGUGGACGAGUGCGCGGACGGCUCGCACGGGUGCGCGGCGGAGGCGACGUGCACCAACACGGCGGGCGGGCACACGUGCACGUGCAACGCGGGCUACACCGGCGACGGCACGACGUGCACGGACGGGGACGAGUGCGCAGACGGCUCGCACGGGUGCGCGGCGGAGGCGACGUGCACCAACACGGCGGGCGGGCACACGUGCACGUGCAACGCGGGCUACACCGGCGACGGCACGACGUGCACGGACGUGGACGAGUGCGCGGACGGCUCGCACGGGUGCGCGGCGGAGGCGACGUGCACCAACACGGCGGGCGGGCACGCGUGCACGUGCAACGCGGGCUACGCCGGCAACGGCACGACGUGCACGGACGUGGACGAGUGCGCGGACGGCUCGCACGGGUGCGCGGCGGAGGCGACGUGCACCAACACGGUCCGGACGUUGAUGACGACGGCGUUCCCGAUACAUGCGACAAUUGUCGGGAGUUCAACAACCCCGAUCAGGCGGAUUCGGACGGCGAUGGAAUUGGUGAUGCCUGCGAUGGCACCCAACUGGUGA
Pedinophyceae sp. YPF-701 is the source of this 2007-nucleotide messenger RNA. Lineage: Eukaryota; Viridiplantae; Chlorophyta; Pedinophyceae. The record is from the annotation of a GenBank genome assembly.